AUGAAGAACGCCUACUGCGAGGACGGAGGAGUACAACUUGAAGGUUCCCAAAUCGUGGAAACUUCGUCAUACGUAUAUCUCGGACGUUCUAUGAACAUGGAAAACGACUUGAAGGAAGAACUGAAUAGAAUGAGAGCAGCAUGGGCAGCAUUCGCAGCCGUCAGGGAUGCUACGGACCAACUGACGGACCAAGAUCUUCGUGCUCAUUUGUUCGGCUCGACAGUCCUUCCAACGCUCUGUUACGCAGCGGAGACGUGGGCAGACACCGAGGCCACGUUUAGGAAGCUACUUACUACCCACAGAGCUCUUGAGAGAUGUCUCCUGAAGUUUAACCGGCGCACACAACACCUAGCCGGUCUUCGCAGCUCCGACUUAAAGGCAUCACCCCACGAGUCUGAGGUGGUGCAGAUUUCAGGUGGAGUAUUCGUAUACGGGACGGGAGACUAUGGAGAGGGGGUGAUUCCGUCCAUUUCUUCCUAA
This is a messenger RNA of Necator americanus (New World hookworm), 480 nucleotides long. RefSeq lists its product as uncharacterized. Bases 1 to 480 code for a protein of 159 amino acids. Lineage: Eukaryota; Metazoa; Nematoda; Chromadorea; Rhabditida; Ancylostomatidae. The transcript has a single exon. The record is from RefSeq and is a predicted model, not a curated record.